Molecule: messenger RNA, 3082 nt
Organism: Prunus mume (Japanese apricot)
Lineage: Eukaryota; Viridiplantae; Streptophyta; Magnoliopsida; Rosales; Rosaceae
Source: RefSeq, a predicted model, not a curated record
AGCUCAUGAAUAUGGGUAGCACUGUUGUCAGGUUUCUAAGCAUUGCAACCUUAUUUACCAUUUGCUUAUUAUUAUGCAAUGCAAAUCUGAGUGCGCCUUGCAAACAAAAUGAGAGACAAGCACUUUUGAAGUUUAAGCACGAUCUUGAAGAUCCUUCAAAUCAGCUUUCAUCUUGGGCUGGUGAAGGAGAUUGUUGCAAUUGGACGGGAGUUGUCUGCGACAAUUUAACCGGUCAUAUCCGCGAGCUCCACCUUGCCGAUACUUACAGUGGUAAGAUAAGUCCAUCUCUCCUCAAUUUAAAGCAUCUGAGCUACUUGGAUCUAAGCAACAAUGAUUUUCAAGGAAUGCAGAUUCCUAGCUUCUUAGGUUCUCUCAAAAGUUUAAGAUAUCUUAACCUCUCAUACUCCUCGUUCGUCGGAUUAAUUCCUCAUCAAUUGGGAAAUCUAACGAGUCUACAGGUUCUUGAUCUGGGCGAUUAUUCGGAACGGGAGGUUGAGAGCCUUCAAUGGAUUUCUGGUCUUUCUAAAUUGCAACACUUGGACAUGAGUUGUGCAAAUCUUAGCAAAGCAUCUGAUUGGUUGCGGGUGACAAACACACUCCCGUCUUUGGUAGAGAGCUUCCAUAUGUCUGCUUGUGGACUUUAUCACAUACCUGGUGGUAUUGCCAACAUGACUAAUCUUAAAUUCCUUUAUCUCGAUCUCAACUCUAUCAGUUCUAUACCUAAAUGGUUGUACAGGCUUAGCCAUCUUCAGUCCCUAAUUCUUUCCUUCAAUUUUUUUCAUGGUGAGAUCUCGUCUUCCCUUGGAAACCUCACAUCCAUUGUCAAUCUUGAUAUUUCGUGGAACUAUCUCAAUGGAAGCGUGUCAGAAAUUUUUGAAAGUUUUUCUAGGUGUAGUUCAGGUCAAAUAGAGUCAUUGAGUCUAUCAUCGAACAAUCUUUCUGGCCAUUUAACAGAUAAGCUUGAUCAUUUUGAAAAGUUGCGCCUCCUUUUUCUUGAUAAUAACUCAAUAUCAGGUCCCCUUCCACCGUCCUUUGGCAAUCUGUCAUGCCUAGAAGUUUUGAGAAUUGAUGAUAAUAAUUUAACAGAAAUUUUUGAAAGUUUUUCUAGGUGUAGUUCAGUUCAAAUAGAGUCAUUGAGUCUAUCAUCGAACGAUCUUUCUGGCCAUUUAACAGAUAAGCUUGAUCAUUUUGAAAAGUUGCGCGUCCUUGAUCUUGCUAGUAACUCAAUAUCAGGUCCCCUUCCACCGUCCUUUGGCAAUCUGUCAUGCCUAGAAGUUUUGAGAAUUGAUGAUAAUAAUUUAACAGGUGUUGUCUCUCAACUACAUUUCACCAAUCUUAAAAAAUUGGUGCAAUUUGAAGCAAGUGGAAACUCAUUGACUCUUGAAACUACUCCACACUGGCUUCCUCCAUUUCAACUUUCUAUUUUGGAUUUAAAUUAUUGGCAUCUGGAGCCAUCGGAAUUGCCCAUGUGGCUUCAGAGUCAAACGCAGUUGGAGAUUCUUAUCAUGCCCAACACAAGAAUUUCAGGUACCAUUCCGACUUGGUUUUGUAACUUUUCUUCCCAAUUACAGCAUAUUGAUCUCUCUGAAAAUAAAUUGUAUGGUGAGGUUCCACAUAUAUUUCCCAGUUCGCGUUGUUUCGAUAUUUUCUUAGGUUCUAACCAGUUCAAUGGUUCAUUACCUCUUGUUUCAUCAAAAGUAGGUAUACUAGAUCUUUCCAGCUCAUCGUUUUCUGGAACGCUCUUUCACUUCUUCUGUAAUAAUAGUAGUAAACCAAAGACACUUAGAUCUUCGUCAUUUCUUCAUCUGGGCAACAAUCUUCUAUCUGGAAAAAUUCCUGAGUGUCUCAGAAACUGGAAAAAGUUGUCAGCUGUAAAUUUAGAUAGCAACAAUUUAAUUGGGAAUAUUCCAAGGUCUUUGGGCUACUUACUCUCCCUCGAAUUCUUGGACUUGCGCAAUAAUCACUUGCAUGGGGAGUUGCCUCCUUAUCUAAAGAAAUGUACAGAUUUGACUAUUCUUGACCUUAGUUACAAUAAGUUUCUAGGAAAGAUACCAAUGUGGAUUGGAACAAGCCUUUCAAAUUUGAGGGUUCUCAGCCUUCGUUCAAAUCAGUUUCAUGGCCACAUUCCGUACAAACUUUGCGAUCUCACAUAUCUCCAAAUAUUGGACCUCGCACAUAACAAUCUCUCAGGAAGAAUGCCAAGGUGUUUGCACAAUUUUACAGCAAUGACCAUCUCUUCAGAAAAUACCCUCCCUAUAGACUCGCUUAGAGAGAAUGCAAACGUGGUGACAAAAGGCAGAGAAGUGAAAUAUGGAAGCAGUCUUCUUAGCUUGGCAAUUAGUUUGGACCUUUCAGACAACAUUAUCUCUGGAGAAAUCCCUGAAGAACUUACCAGCCUCAUCUGCUUGCAGUCGGUGAAUUUGUCUUAUAAUCUUUUGAGUGGAAGAAUCCCUCCCAAGAUUGGUGAUAUGAGAAGUUUAGAAUCUCUUGAUUUGUCCAGGAAUCAACUUUGUGGUCAAAUUGCUCCAAGUAUGUCAAGUUUGACAUUUCUCAGUGUCUUGAACUUGUCCUACAACAAUUUGAUAGGCGAGAUUCCGAAAAGCACUCAACUUCAGAGUUUUGAUCAAUCCAGUUUUAUUGGUAAUAAACUUUGUGGCCCUCCACUUGAAGUGAACUGCAGUAAUACCAACGGGACAGUACCACCAGUAGCAGAUCAGAAACACGGAGGAAGUUAUUUGCUUGAAGACGGUUGGUUCUAUCUGAGCUUGGGACUAGGAUUUCUGUUCGGUUUUUGGAGUGUUCUUGGCUCGUUGUUGUUGAACUUGCCAUGGAGCAUUGUUUUUAAUCGGUUCCUAAAUAGCAUUGUGAAGAAGCUUUAUGGGGUAAUUGUGGAACAUUUUUAACUAUUUCUGCCGGUAGAUUGACCUUGGUUUGUUCUUUUAGAUGUUAUCGUUUCCAAAAUUUUAAGAGAUGCUUUAGAUAGGAUGUACUUUUCUUGGAUAUCGAUGCUUGUAAUCAGGGUCAGGCUUUAAGUCCCCCCCCUUUUUUUUUUCAGUUGUUAAUCAAUAAAGUUAUCCCUCGU